AGUGUGGGAGGAAGGUACGGUGUGGGGUGCAUGAAUCAGUGCCCACAAUGUUCCCGGGAGGACAGUGCCACCCUCAGACUGGCACCUGUGUGUGUCCUCCAGGCUUCAUGGGUGACUCCUGCCAGAGAGCGUGUGCAAGAGGUUCAUUUGGACACAAUUGUCAGCUGAGGUGUAAUGAGGACACACUGGGGUUCACCAUCGCCCAGGACGGUGACUGUCGUGGUCUUAUCAUCUGUCUCCCGGAGCCGUAUGGUUGUUCCUGCGCCCCCGGCUACACCUCCUCUAGCAGCUCAAACGAUACCGACCCCAUCUGCACACAAGAUUGUUCGGCAGGAAAAUAUGGAGCCGAUUGUACUGAGACUUGUGCCGGAUGUGAUGAUGGUUGUGACCAAUACACCGGUAUUUGUGUUCCGCCAUCGCCACAACUAACAGUGGAAGAUGGUAGCAGAGAACUGAGGAUCACCUGGUCACCACCUUCCAGUAGUAAAUACAACUACACCCUUACUUAUCAGUCUCUGGGACCCGGAGGCUGCACCAAGGACACCUGACACCGGUGACACGACAGGUG
Messenger RNA from Homarus americanus (American lobster), 568 nucleotides. RefSeq names its product tyrosine-protein kinase receptor Tie-1-like. The transcript has 5 exons. NCBI's taxonomy places the organism in Eukaryota, Metazoa, Arthropoda, Malacostraca, Decapoda, Nephropidae. Gene Ontology annotation, molecular function: protein binding. The record is from RefSeq and is a predicted model, not a curated record. The coding region runs from base 48 to 548 and encodes 166 amino acids.